Molecule: messenger RNA, 1717 nt
Organism: Hyposmocoma kahamanoa
Lineage: Eukaryota; Metazoa; Arthropoda; Insecta; Lepidoptera; Cosmopterigidae
Gene: Tip60
Product: histone acetyltransferase Tip60-like
Exons: 12
Coding region: 73-1227 (384 amino acids)
Biological process (GO): regulation of DNA-templated transcription
Molecular function (GO): histone acetyltransferase activity
Source: RefSeq, a predicted model, not a curated record
GCGUCCACAGAUUAAAAAGCAUGUGUUAGUUUUGAGUAUUUUUCGUUUAAUAAUUUGUGAUUUUAUAUCAAAAUGAAUGAAAAUGAAGACGAACUUACAACUUUCUGUGAUUCCACAUCCGCUCUGGUGGAAGGAUGCCGUCUCCCAGUCCGUAUGCAAGGAGGCGACGACUGGCCUUUAGCUGAAAUUCUUAGCAUUAAGGAUAUCCGUGGACAAAGAGGCUUUUACGUUCACUAUGUUGACUUUAACAAACGCCUUGACGAGUGGGUGGAUGAGUCAUGGCUGGAUACACGCAAAGUGCAGUUCCCCCGACGGGAUGGUGCCCCCACUGGUGGUACCACAACACCAAAGAAGACCCACAUUGGAUCAGGAGGUGGCAUUAUGCCUAGUUUUCUUAAUGAUAAUGUCUGCAAUGACAUUCCGAGGUCUCUUAAUACCUAUGUGACUCCAACGCCACCAAAGUUACAUGACAAAGCCCAUACCAACCUUCCUAGUCACGUCACAAAUGGCUCAGCACAUAAAAGCACUGCGGCGGUAAUCAACGAGCCCCGGCAGCUGGUGUCCCGGCCGAGUAGUCCUACGCUCGGCCAUGAUAACUCCUCCCUGGUAAACGGAGGCGCGGUACUCGCCGCCGCCUUGCAGAAGAAGAUGAACCGAAAACGGAAGACCAACUCUCUCGAUAAUGAGGUAGGUUGCAUUCCGGGAAUUUUAUUUAUGUUAAGAUUUCACAUAGUAGGAUACUUUUCAAAAGAGAAGGAGAGUACGGAAGAUUACAACGUGGCGUGUAUACUAACACUGCCGCCGUACCAAAGGAAGGGUUAUGGAAAAUUACUUAUUGAAUUUAGCUACGAACUAUCAAAAUUCGAAGGCAAGACGGGGUCGCCGGAGAAACCUCUCUCGGAUCUCGGACUGCUAUCGUACAGAAGUUACUGGGCUCAAACUAUACUGGACAUUCUUGUGCAGAUGAAACCUGUUGGUGAUAAUGAAAAACCUAUUAUUACUAUCAAUGAGAUCUGCGAAAUGACGAGCAUCAAAAAAGAAGACGUGAUCAGCACAUUGCAGAACUUGAACCUCAUCAACUACUACAAAGGCCAGUACAUCAUCUCGGUCAACCAGGAAACGGUACAGCAACACGAAAAAGCAAUGGAGAAACGAACGCUACGUAUUGAUCCCAAAUGUCUUCAUUGGACUCCUAAAGAUUGGUCCAAGAGAGCCAAAUGUGUAUGAACUGAUUGUGUUUGGAGACGCAGAUAUCUAACGGCUUCCAAAACGUGAAUCCACGCAGUCUUUUUCAAAUUCAAACUGUAGGUAUGGAGAUUCAGCAUGCUACAUAGUUAAAACUAGGCCUUUGAUAGACAGUUGCAGUCGAGAUCUGAUUAUUUCCUUGAAAUAUUAUAGCCAAUCUUCCCUUGGGUAUAAACCUACUAAAUUGGGAAUUGCGUCAAUUUGUUAAAUGCUUUUUCCGGUCUCUAUUACCUUUUGUCACCAUUUAAUGGAAUAAUGUACGGGUAGUUCAUCUAUAUCCAAUAGUUAUUUAUUAUAGCUAGCCCUAUUAGUUACGAGUGCUCCGUGUGGAAGUUACUCGAUUUUAUUUCUCAUGAAGUGUAACUCUUCAUAUUACGGUUCAGUAUCGUUUGAGUAAUACAAAGUCUGUACAACUGUAAGAUAUCUAGUACAUUUUGUAUUUUAAGUCUUUAUUGUGAUAUUAAAUGAUAUC